Pieris macdunnoughi is the source of this 5223-nucleotide messenger RNA. The record is from the annotation of a GenBank genome assembly. NCBI's taxonomy places the organism in Eukaryota, Metazoa, Arthropoda, Insecta, Lepidoptera, Pieridae.
AUGACCGUAAUGGGGCGGUGGCACGUGGUGCUGUUAGCGCUGGCGCUGAUUACCAGCGCGGGCGCUGGCGCCGCCGCCGAGCAAAUGCAAUCUCGUGCAGUUGACACCGGUGUAGAUCUACGUGUGCCUGAAGCUCAGCCCAUAGGAACAGUUGUAGGAAGAAUACCUAUAAAACCUGGUUUUACAUAUCGCUUUAAUGAAUCUCCGAAAGAAUUUGCUCUCGAUCCAUUGUCAGGUGAAAUUAAAACAAAUACUAUUCUAGAUAGAGAAAGUGUAGAUCGCUACGCAUUUGUUGUCUUAUCUAGCCAGCCUACAUACCCUAUCGAAGUGCGGAUAAGAGUGACGGAUGUAAAUGAUAAUUUACCAGAAUUCCCUGAACCCAGUAUAGCAGUCGCUUUUUCUGAAAGCGCUUCUCCAGGAACUAAACUUCUUUUGGAUGCAGCUACUGAUAAAGAUUUAGGUGAAAAUGGAAUCACUAAUGAUUAUAGAAUCAUUGAUGGAGAUAAUGAAGGAAAGUUUCGUCUAAACGUAACUGUAAAUCCUAGUGGUCAGACUUCUUAUCUUCACUUAGAAACUACAGGGAAACUUGAUAGAGAAACAAACGAUUUUUAUGUACUGAAUAUUUCUGCUCGUGAUGGUGGAUCUCCUCCAAAAUAUGGUUAUUUACAAGUAAAUGUGUCAAUUUUAGAUGUAAAUGAUAACCCGCCUAUUUUUGAUCAAAGUGAUUUUUCUGUCUCAUUGAAUGAAAGUGUACCACCUGGCACUACAGUACUUAAAGUAACUGCAACUGACAGUGAUCUUGGGGAUAAUAGUAAAAUUACUUAUGAAGUAACUGACACAGAAAAACAAUUUGCGGUUGAUCCUGAAUCAGGAGUAAUUACAACAACAAAAAAACUUAGUUGCCCUCAGUAUUGCAGUAAUACAACCUGUAAUAUGACUUGUGUACUGACUGUAAUUGCAAAAGACCACGGUGUACCUCGUCAAGACGCCCGAUCGUAUGUCACUGUUAAUCUUAUAGAUGCAAAUGACCACGAUCCAGUGAUAACAUUCACUUACGUACCUUCGACUGCUAAUUUCGCCACAGUCGAUGAGAAUGCAAAAAAUGGAUCUCUGGUUGCAGCAAUUACAGUAACAGAUGCGGAUGCAGGAUUAAAUGGUAUCACAAGCAUACGUAUAAUAUCAGGGAAUGAACUUAAUCACUUUCGUCUAGAAAAUUCCAGUAGUGUCUAUAUUGUACAUGUUAAUGGUAUAUUAGAUAGAGAAGAGAUAAGUAAAUAUAAUUUGACUGUAGUAGCGACUGAUAAAGGAAUUCCUCCUAGAACAGCUACUGCUUUUUUGGUUAUACAUGUAAAUGACGUGAAUGAUCAUGAACCUGUUUUCGAAAAAUCUGAAUAUACGACUAUUUUAAGUGAACUUGCACCGCCUGGAACAUACGUUGCCGGUAUAACGGCAACUGAUGAAGAUACUGGUGUAAAUGCUGAAAUUUAUUAUGACUUUUAUGACGGAAACCAACAACAGUGGUUCUUUAUAGAUCAUCUAACUGGGUUAGUGACCACUAAAUCUUUGUUGGAUCGUGAGAUACAAGGAUCAGUUGAAUUAAAUAUAUCCGCACGAGAUGGAGGUCCGAAUCCCAAGUGGGCUUAUACUAGACUGAAAGUAACUAUUCUUGACGAAAAUGACGAAGCUCCUACAUUUCCUCAAACACAAAUAAAUGCGUCGUUAGCUGAAAAUAUUAUACCAGUCAAAGAAAUAUUGAUCCUUACAGCUUCUGAUUAUGAUCAAGGGACCAAUGGAUCUGUGUCCUAUUAUUUACCUCCAAGUAUUGAAAGAAAAUAUCCUAAGACAUUUGUACUUGAUCACAUAACUGGUCAGUUAAGUGCAAUUGUGGAACUGGAUAGAGAAAAAAUAUCAACGUACGAAAUUCAAGUUAUUGCUAAAGAUCAAGGCUUUCCGCCACAGUCUUCAACAGCUACAGUGUUGUUACAAGUUCUUGAUGUUAACGAUAAUGAUCCUUAUUUUUAUCCACUAAGAUACGUUACAGAUAUAUCAGGAGAUCUACCUCUAGGAUCAACUGUUAUUCAAGUGAAAGCCUUUGAUGAAGAUGAUGGGGAUAACGCAAAAAUAAUUUAUUCAAUAGAAAGUGGAGGUGAUGGUUAUUUUGAUAUUGAACCCUCGUCUGGUAAUGUAAUCCUACAAAAAGAUUUUAGUAAAGCCUCGAAGGCAAUUUAUUUAUUGAAAGUUUCUUGUAAAGAUAAAGGUAAUAGAAGGGCUGCUGAAGAUGCUAUUGUAGAAAUUAUAAGGAAGUCGCAGCGAAAAAAUUUGGACUUUGACAAAUAUGGGGGCUAUAAUUUUAAAAUUGUGGAAAGUGAAGGAACUUCAAAGCAUAAGAUUAAUCGUUUUGUUGGACGUGUCAGUGUAAGAAAAACGAGUGAUGAAAUUUUUUACUAUAUUAUCGAAGGCGACCAAAAACGAGUAUUUAAGAUAAAUGAAAACACUGGGACUAUAAGUGCAGAGUCUACAGUUGACCGAGAAGAGAAAGUAACAUAUCACCUCAAGGUUAUGGCUAAAAGUGGGCUUGCAUAUGGAUUUACAACUGUUAAUAUAUCUGUUUUAGAUAUAAACGAUAAUUAUCCUACUUUUAUUGAAGGCAAAGACGAAAUACACAUUGCUGAAAAUAUUGCUGUGGGACAAGAGGUUUAUUUUGCUCGAGCUAUAGACCGAGAUUCGGGUUCCAAUAGAACUAUAUCUUAUGCUUUGAGCUAUAAUUCAGAUAACAGUUUUCGAAUAUCUGAAACUACAGGAGUGAUUUAUUUGAAUAAAGCUAUUACAAAUGAACCUGGAUCUACCUUAUCUAUAGAAGUGACUGCCACGGAUCAUGGAAAACCUGCACUUGCUACUAAAUAUAACGUUAUAGCAAUAAUAGAUGAUGUAAAUGACCAUACUCCAGUGUUUGACCAUACAUCUUACGAAACAUCUUUAUUGGAAUCUACACUCGUUAACACAAGGUUUUUUGCUAUUUCAGCAUCCGAUGCAGACUUAGGUCCAAAUGGUCAAAUAUCUUAUAUUAUCACAGAAGGAAACACAGAUGGAAAAUUUGGAAUAUUUCCAGACGGUUAUCUUUACGUAAAAAGUCUUCUGGAUAGAGAAGAGAAAGAUUACUACUCACUUACUAUUAUUGCUCGUGAUAAUGGUGCUCCACCCCGAUCAUCACAAGUACCAGUAGUGGUUCAUGUUUUAGAUGAGAAUGAUAAUAGUCCACAAUUUACAAACACAACAUUUGUAUUUAAGAUAAAAGAAAAUGAGCCACCUGAUACUUUUGUUGGAAAGUUAACAGCCAUUGACAAAGAUAUAGGACGUAAUGCUGAGUUAACAUUUAGCUUACCUAUUGCUCAAAAUGACUUUAGAAUAGAUUCAAGAAAUGGAUUCAUAAAAACUCUUAGAUCUUUUGAUCGAGAAAGCCUAUCACAAGUUACAGGUCAGAACUAUAUAACAUUAACUGUGACCGUAAGUGACAAUGGAAAAAUUAAACUUUCUGAUUCAGUACGAGUGACAAUUUAUAUAACUGACGUGAAUGAUAACGCACCUACUUUCACGCAUACUCCAUAUGCUGUAGAAAUAUCAGAAGGAGCUAGCGUUGGGGCAUCGGUUACAAGAAUAUAUUCAACUGAUGCUGACGAAGGACUUAACGGUGAUAUUUACUAUAAACUUAUAGGUGGUGAUGAUUUGAAAAAGUUUAUGCUUGAUGAAGCUACAGGGCAGUUAUUUAUUAACAAGCCACUGGAUCGUGAAACCUUGGAUCAUUACAAGCUUUUAGUAAUGGCCCACGAUUCUGGCCAAACUGUUCGUCUUUCAGCCACUACGACAGUUACCGUCAACGUUUUAGAUGAAAAUGACAAUGUACCAGUAUUUAGUCAAACAGAUUUAAAAGUGUCCGUAUUAGAAACAGAACCAAUAAAUAAGAAAAUAAUACAAUUUCAUGCUAACGAUGCAGAUUUAGGAAUUAACAACGAAUUGCAAUAUUCUAUAUCAUCUGGAAAUAGAAAGGAAACAUUCUUUAUAGAUAGUUACUCUGGAGAGUUGUUUUUACACAAACAUUUAGAUUAUGAAGAUUUGACAAUGUAUAUUUUAAAUAUCACAGUAAUGGAUAAUGGAAGCCCAAGUUUAUCAUCAAGUAUAUCAUUUACUGUUAAUGUAAUUGACGCCAAUGAUAACGCACCAGUUUUUACCAACACUGCAAUUGUCCGACAGAUAAGAGAAGGUAUCCCUAAACAUACUCCUAUAGUAACAGUUACAGCUGAAGACCCUGACUCUGGACUAAAUGGAAAAGUAUGGUAUUCUAUUAUUCAUCAAGAACCCAAUAAUGGGAAUCGGCAUUUUGCUAUAAACAAUGUUACUGGAGUUAUACAUACGUUAUUGCCUAUCGAUAGAGAAAGUGUUGAUACAUUUAGAAUAACAGUUGCAGCAUACGAUAGGGCGGAGCCGCAAUCUGCAAGACUUUCCGCUGAAAAAUUGGUGACAGUUAUAGUCGAGGAUAUAAAUGACAAUGCGCCUGUCUUUGUGUCUAUGAAUGCUGCCUUUGUUAAUUCAGAAAGAUUAGGGAGAAGUGCUGGACGAGGUAUAUUUAUUAUGAAUGUCCUUGCUAGAGAUCUAGAUUCUGGUACAAAUGGCCUAGUCACAUAUAAACUUAUCCAUGGUGGAAACGAUAUGUUCGACCUGCACAGAAGUAAUGGUGCUUUGAGUCUUCGUUAUCCACCUGCAUCACCGGAAGCCCGAUGGAAUCUUGUUAUAAAAGCUACAGAUGAGGCGGUUUUGAGUGAGCAAAGAAGUACAGAGACUUAUCUAACACUCAUUAUGGGUGGGACUGAGCUGCAAGGUAUAACGUGGACAAACGCGGUUUCCGUUUCUGUCGCGGAAAAUGAACCGGGUGGAACUGCUGUUCUUAAUAUGACAAACAAUUAUAAAUCGGGACUAGAAUAUUACAUAGUGAACGUUACGGGUGACGGCAGACAAGUAGACAGAUUAUUUGACAUAGACUCGUCUUUAGGCAUAUUAUCUACUGCGGUCCCACUUGACCGUGAAGCAGGGAUAGAGAAAUAUGAAGUGGAGGUAUGUGCUGUGUCUUCUGGCUCACCAUUAAAGUCUACAACUACUAAGGUAAGUCUUUUUAAAUUUGUAGAUACUAGUAAUUUCUAUUAUCGUUGUUGUGAGAAACAAGAGUUUUAG